ACAGCCGGCAGUUUGGGGCGUGAUUGGCUGGAAGGGCUUGAAACAGAGGCGUGCAGUGAUGUGUGGCGCUGAGCCGGUGCGGUGCCUGUUCCCCGCCGCCUUCUGCUAAGACCCGCCGGCGGCCCGGCCCUGGGGCAGCAGGCAGGGUCCGUGGCCGUAGCAAUGGCUAUGAUGAAGGGGGCGAUGGGCUGCCCGGUGGCUAACAUCAUGGAGACCUUCAGCUGCACUGUCGCCAACCGCUUCUACCAGCUGCUGGACGACGAAUCGGACCCUUUGGACAACCUCUGCGAGGCCGAGCGCCGCCAGCAGCAACGCAAGAACCUCAACAAAGUGGUGGCCCGGCGGGGCAGCCCCGGUGGCAGAGGGGGUACCGCCAAGAGGGAGCCCCAGAAGCAGCGCAAGCAGCUCGGGACGCCCGCGCCGCCGCCGCAGCUCGGUCAGAAGCAAGCACCUAAACAAGAAGAGUGUGGAGGAAAAGACAAUAGCAGAGCAGAGAAACAAGACAAAACUGAAUGGAGGCCAUCAUUCAUGGAAUACUCAUCUUAUGAAACAGAAAGUCAAGCAGAACUCACAGUUAAGAGAGUUGCUGAAGGAAAGCCAAUGGAAGAAGUAGUUCAAGAAAUGACGUUAGAUGAGUGGAAAAAUCUUCAGCAACAGAAUCGACCGAAGCAUGAAUUCAACAUCCGGAGGCCAGAAUCCACUGUUCCUUCCAAAGCAGUGGUGAUUCACAAGUCAAAAUAUAGCAAUGAUAUACAAAAGGGAGAGCUUGAAGAUGAUUAUCAGAUUUUUCGAAAGGCAGUGAAUGAUAUAACAUCUCAGCUUGAUAUCAACUUUGGGAGUCUUUCUCGCCCUGGCCGUGGAUCAAGAGGAGCACGAGGUUGUGGCCGUGGCAGACAAGUUGAGGAGACACGAUCUCAACCAGAAGUAAUGGUGCAAAUUGUUGCUCCAAAUCCAGAUGAUCCUGAAGAUUUUCCUGCUUUAAGAAAUAUCAUGAAUGGUGUUAUCAACGGAGCUUUGGUGCAGCUCUAAAGAAACCAGUUCUGUACUGGUGCGGAGGAAAAAAAAAGUCCAAGUCUACUGGAAAAGCUGUUCUGGUUGAUGGGUUUUUGUUUUUUUUUCAUGUGUGAAAUGUUUGAACACAUUAAUGGAAGCGAGUUCUGGAGACAGCAGUGGUCUGGAAUUCUGUUAUAGGGCCUAGUGCCUGCCUCCAUUUGUGAAAGCUGUAUGAAGGAUUGCAGUACUCAAGUAUAAGGCUUUGAAUGAACAUCAAGAGUACAGUGCUUAAAAAUGUAGAGACUAUGUCAAGUUCUUCCUGGCAGCUUAGUGAAACUGUAUGACAUGGUUUGCCAUCAGGAGUCUGUUUCAUUUUGAGAUAUGAAAGCUACUUUCUGUUUCUUUGGUUGAAGUGUAUUUUACACAUUUACAAGUUGCAGUUCUUGAGAGUUUGGCAAAUAAAACACAGUGCUUACUGGUUUGAGUUUGAGGUAUUAUUUUUAUGAGUCAGAGACUGAAGCCUCUGCUGUUUGGCAACAAAGAGCUGAUCUUACGUGCCUGAAAAAUAUCCCUGAACAGAAAUGAUUUUAAGACAGCAGCUUGGUUGCUUUUAACAGGUAACUUUAACAAGUGUUUGUUCAGUGAGGAAAAUGCUAUUUGCAGCUAUUGUCAGUGAAAUAAAAUAAUUUUGAAGUAAAGACAGAACUAAGUCAUUAAAGAAGAAAUUUGUUUACUGCAUGAGAAACUACAAACUAAAAUAGUAAAUAUCUCAAGUUGGAAGGAGCCCACAGUGAUCACUGAGUUCAGCUCCUGCCUCUACCCAGGACCACUCAGAAUUCAAGCCCUGUGUCUGAGAGCAGUGUCCAAGCACCUUUUGAAAUCCAUCAACUUGGGCCCAUGAUGUUGGGGAACCUGUUCCAGUGCCUGAUCACCCUCUCAUGAAGAACCUUUUCCUAAUACCCACUCUAACCCUUCACUGACAUAGCUAUGUUUCUUGCCUUAACAAAUAGUUUGUGUGGCAUGGAAGAUGAGAUGGCCUUGUCCUUUCCUUGCAGUCCUCCUGUUUCUGAACCUGAGCCAAAUAACCUCAACUGCAGCUUGAAACUUACUCCUUAACUCUGGCUAUUCUUCUAGAAUAUUUUUGAGUAGUUCUGCCAAAAAUGGCUAUUUGAUGUUUGUGAAACAUAAAUUAUUCUUGAUGAGAGACUUUGUGUCUCUCAUUAUACCUUUUCUACUCUUGUGUCUUGACAUAGAUGGCUUCUCUUUCCGUAUUGUUAA
Messenger RNA from Lagopus muta (rock ptarmigan), 2271 nucleotides. RefSeq names its product hyaluronan binding protein 4 (gene HABP4). Gene Ontology annotation, biological process: positive regulation of translational initiation; positive regulation of RNA splicing. The coding region runs from base 163 to 1029 and encodes 288 amino acids. Gene Ontology annotation, molecular function: RNA binding. Lineage: Eukaryota; Metazoa; Chordata; Aves; Galliformes; Phasianidae. The transcript has 5 exons. The record is from RefSeq and is a predicted model, not a curated record. Gene Ontology annotation, cellular component: cytoplasm; nucleus.